Molecule: messenger RNA, 4394 nt
Organism: Protobothrops mucrosquamatus (brown spotted pit viper)
Lineage: Eukaryota; Metazoa; Chordata; Lepidosauria; Squamata; Viperidae
Gene: DHTKD1
Product: dehydrogenase E1 and transketolase domain containing 1
Exons: 17
Coding region: 1-2790 (929 amino acids)
Biological process (GO): tricarboxylic acid cycle
Molecular function (GO): thiamine pyrophosphate binding; oxoglutarate dehydrogenase (succinyl-transferring) activity
Source: RefSeq, a predicted model, not a curated record
AUGGCUGCUGCGCGCUGCUUGGCCGGGCUGCGCGGCGGGACUGCUGCGGGCGGCUGGAGGCCGCUGCUGGCCCGCUGGCCCCGGGGCUACCACACCGAGCGCGGGGUCUACGGCUACAAGCCCAGCCGCCAGGCGGAGGAACCCGGCCGGGGCGCGGAGCGAGCGGAGCCCUGCCGGCGAGCAGCUGACCACGGACUCGCUCGCUUAGUGACUGCCUAUCAUGAACAUGGGCACAAAGCUGCCAAAAUCAAUCCACUCUUUGCUGGCCAGGCUGUGAUGGACGCGGUGCCAGAAAUUCAGGUUUUGACGGAAACCUUACAAGGCCCUUUCAAUACAACAGGGCUUUUGAACAUGGGAAAGGAUGAAGCUUCUCUUGAAGAUGUCCUGUCUUAUUUGGGGCACAUCUUCUGCGGACAUAUCUCCAUAGAGACCAGCCAGCUAUCAAGCAUGCAAGAAAAGGAAUGGAUUGCUAAACGGUUUGAGGAGCUGAAGCAAGAAGCUUUUACUACCGAAGAGAAAAAGUAUUUGUCCAAGCUCAUGCUAGAAUCUCAGGAAUUUGAUCGCUUCUUAGCCACCAAGUUUGCCACGGUGAAACGCUAUGGUGGCGAAGGUGCGGAGAGCAUGAUGGGAUUCUUCCAUGAAUUAUUGAAGAUGUGCUCGUAUAGCGGGGUGACGGACAUCGUCCUUGGGAUGCCUCAUCGUGGAAGACUUAAUCUUCUCACAGGUCUUCUUCACUUUCCCCCUGAGCUGAUGUUCCGUAAGAUGCAAGGCUUGAGCGAAUUCCCGGAGAAGUCGCCUGCCAUCGGAGACGUCCUAUCCCACCUCACGGCCUCCGUGGAUCUGGACUUCGGGUCUCACCGCCCAAUUCACGCCAUCUUGUUGCCGAAUCCUUCCCACCUCGAAGCCAUCAACCCCGUGGCGGUUGGCAAAACCAGAGGGAGACAGCAAACGUUGCUGGAUGGGGAUUACUCCUUAGCCAGCUCGGCCCAGCCAGGAGAUAAAGUCAUUUGCCUGCAGGUUCACGGAGAUGCUUCGUUCUCUGGCCAAGGGAUUGUUCCAGAAACUUUUACCCUUUCCAAUCUGCCCCAUUUUAGAAUAGGGGGAAGCAUUCACCUCAUCGUUAAUAACCAACUGGGCUACACCACCCCAGCCGAUCGAGGGAGGUCCUCUUUGUAUUGCAGUGAUAUCGGUAAGAUAGUCGGCUGUGCCGUUAUCCACGUGAAUGGAGACGACCCGGAGGAAGUUCUCCGAGCUGCACGACUGGCGGUGGAGUACCAACGACUUUUCCGGAAGGAUGUGAUCGUGGACCUGCUCUGCUAUCGGCAGUGGGGUCACAAUGAACUCGACGAGCCCUUUUUCACCAACCCCACCAUGUAUAAAAUAAUCAGAUCCAGGAAAAGCAUCCCAGAUACCUAUGCAGAGGGCCUGGUGGCAGAGGGACUUACCACCGAGGAGGAGAUAUCCGAGAUCAAAACUUCCUAUUACUCAAAGCUCAACGAACAUCUCUCCACCAUGGCUAUGUAUGCGCCUGCGUGCCCUAAUCUACAGGCCCACUGGACCGGCCUAGUGGAGCCCACGCCGAGGGUCACAACGUGGGACACAGGUGUUCCUGGACCACUCCUCCAGUUUGUUGGGCUCAAGUCAGUGGAGGUGCCUGAAGAAUUGCAACUACACAACCACAUCCUGAAGACGCAUGCUCAGUCCAGAGUGCUGAAGAUGCAAGAAGGAGUAAAAUUGGACUGGGCCACUGCUGAAGCCUUAGCUUUUGGCUCUCUGCUGUGUCAAGGUUUUAACAUUCGUCUGAGCGGGCAAGACGUCGGCCGAGGGACCUUCAGCCAGAGGCAUGCCAUGUUGGUUUGUCAAGAGACGGGAGAAACCUACAUCCCUUUGAACCACAUGUCUGCAGAUCAGAAGGGCUUCUUCGAGGUGAGCAACAGCCCCCUGUCGGAAGAAGCAGUGCUCGGCUUUGAGUAUGGAAUGAGUAUUGACAACCCCAAUCUGCUGCCCGUUUGGGAGGCUCAGUUUGGGGAUUUCUUCAACGGAGCUCAGAUAAUAUUUGACACGUUUGUCUCUGGAGGAGAAGCCAAGUGGCUCCUGCAGAGCGGACUGGUGGUUCUCCUUCCACACGGCUACGACGGGGCUGGCCCGGAACAUUCUUCUUGCAGGAUUGAACGGUUCUUGCAGAUGUGUGAUAGCUCAGAAGAGGGGAUCGAUGGGGACCACAUAAAUAUGUCUGUGGUCCAUCCAACCACCCCAGCACAAUAUUUCCAUUUGCUUCGGAGACAGAUGGUUCGAAACUUCCGGAAACCCCUCAUUGUGGUGUCGCCCAAAACUCUCCUUCGCUUACCUACUGCCGUGUCAACCUUACUAGAAAUGGCUCCAGGAACCACCUUCAGACCUGUCAUUGGUGAUUCAACAGUGGAUCCUAAAAGUGUCAGCAAGGUGAUUCUCUGUUCUGGCAAACAUUAUUACGCUUUGGCCAAACAACGAGAGCUGCUUGAAGAAAGGAAGCACAAUACUGCCAUUGUGAGAUUAGAAGAAUUGUGUCCUUUCCCUCUGGAAGCUCUGCGACAAGAGAUGAAUAAGUUCACUAAGGCCAAAGCUUUCAUCUGGAGCCAGGAAGAACCUCAGAACAUGGGGCCAUGGACCUUUGUGUCCCCAAGGUUUGAAAAACAGCUGGCUUGUAAGCUCUGCCUUGUAAGUCGACCCGCCUUGCCAGCUCCCGCCGUGGGCAUCGGUGUCCUGCAUCAGCAACAGCAGCAAAAUCUCCUUACUGAAACAUUUGCUUGAGACUUAACCUGCAGUGGGACUUUGGGCGUUACAACGAGGCCAGGAAAACAAGAAUCCAAAACUGGAAAGAAUCUUUGCUCUUGAGGUAUGCUGCUGAAAAUGAAUUUGGCCGAACCAGAGUUAAAAUGGAGUCUCCUAUUCCUUUUCCUACAGAUGUAAACAAUUGCCUACAAUUCUGCCAAUGCAAAUUCAUGGGAUUUAAACGUGUUUACAUUGCUCUGGUUUGCACCGAUAGGUGAAUGUGAGGAACAGACCAACAUUUUUAAUCAAUUAAUCAAUGAUUGUUAUGGAAGUUCUUAAAUUGUAUUAACAAUGCAACAGUGCUUGCCUGUGGCAUUACAAGUCAAACUGCAGGAGUUAGGUAUUUUCCAUUAGUCAUCAUCACCAUAAAAAAAAACAAACCCCAGGAUGACUUUCUCGAAUUAAAGUAGCUUUUUCUGAUACUGCAAAAGAAAGUAUUUAUUACAGUUGAUUUACUUUUCACAACAAUGCUAGGUAUUUGUAAUCCAUACUAAAUCAGGGAAACUUUAAAUACAGGGAUUAUUGUACAUAUAGCUCUUAUUACUAAAACAAGUCUUGUUAUAUGUGUGCACUUUAGCCAUCUUCUAAAAGCUACAUAGGCCUACUUUAUGAAAAUAAAUAAAUCUGGGCUAUGUCAUUUUGGAUUCUAGACAGUGGAAUAAUGUUGCUAAACAAUUCUCACCCAAAAUAAAAUUUUGUUUUGUGUGCAAAUUAAAGUCUUCUAUAGAUCUAAGUGCUAUGUGCCAGCCUUAAAUUUAUUUUAUUAUAUACUUACAUAUGAAGCCAUACAUUUUCCAUCAAUGAUCCAAAAGCAGAAACGUUUUCAGCAUUAUCUUUGCUAAUUCCUUAGAUUUGAAAUUGAUUAUGAAAGAUUUUUUGGCCAUCUAGUCAAUGUUGAGUCUUAUCAAUCACAUACCCAGAUAUAUAUAUAUAUAUUUUAGAAGAUUUGAAAUAGAGGGAAAAUAAAUUGAAAACUGCAAUUGUUGGAUGAAUUAUAGCAGGUUCUGUUCUCACAUCUAUAAAUAGAUAUUCUGUAUUAUGAAAUAAUGGGGGUGGGAAAUAUCACAUCUUCCUCUUUGAUUUGAUUUGCUUUGAAUGUCUUAAUUGCACUUUCUGUACCUGCAACCGAAAUGUUUUAGGAACUGUGACACUGAUUUCUUUUCAAGUCUUUUUACGUUUCCAAAGUAACUUUUAUAGCACUAUCCAAAUGCAUUUUAUGUUUCUUUAUUGCCUUGAACGAUCUGAUCCCGGAAAUCCUUGUAACUUUACUGAUUUGGGGCUGAAAGGAAUUUCUCAAGGAUGAUUUAAGUUUGGAUAAGAAGAAAGGGCCACCAGGGCAAAGACAACUCUCUGCAGGGUAAAAUGCGAUUUGAUCAGUGUUCUUGAAUUGAAAAUUGCCACCAAAUCCAACUCCUGCUUAACAAAAAAAAAAGUUCCAAGUUAAAGCAUCUUUGACAAAUGGCUCUGUUUUCAGCUUGAAGAAAAACUAGCUUUACUGUUGUUGGUGGUGUGACUGUUUUUAAGAGGGAAGCAAAGAGAUGGCCUUGAAUAUCAAGGUACGCCACUGUAAUAAAACUGAAAUA